AAUAAAGUUAGUUUGUAAAAUAAAAUGACCAUUAAAAUAUGCCUGUAUAUUAAGUGUUAUAAAGGUAAAUAUUUAUCAAUUCAUAUUUUGCCUCCUUUUUAAUUAUUAAAAAUGAAAUAUUUUAGGAUUAAUAUUAAACUGUUGUACUACUAUUUAUUUGGGAAAAAAUACGAUAUUAACAUUACAUGUAGGCCUAAAAUGUUUUGUCUUUUACUUUCGUGUUUACUGUUAUUGUUUAAACAGGUUUCAGACUCCCUAAAUAAUACCAACUUAAAAAUAUUUCAUUUAUCUGACUAAUUUUACAAUAAUAUGUUGAUAAUGCACUAAGAAAGAUUUCAAAACAUUUGAAGAGUAAUGCAAAUAAAAUAAAUAAUAAACGUAAACAUUGGGGGGAAACUGCAUGGAAACCAUAUAAAAAUAGAAACUACACGUGGUAAUGUUGUUGAUAAAUGGAGUGCCGAUUGUGUUUCUAUUGGCUGAAGCGGGAAAAUACUUCUAUAUAUUUAUGAGAUUACCACAUGCCCCAGGACUAUGUUCAGCCAAUCAGCGAAGCGCCCUCUCAACAUUGAUAUCUCGCGCGCACUGUGGUAGUGUAAGAUCUUUCUUCUUGAAAACGGAGCUUUGAUUUUCAGUGAAAUAUCAUAAUUAUUUGUGAAAUUUGGAUAAAACUACAUGAAAAUGUCGUUGGGGCUCGGUAAAAGAAUAGAGUUAGAAAUGAGAGGCAGGCCCGCCGAUCAGAUACUGGAUCUGAAUCUUGAUAACUGUCGAGCUAACAAAAUAGAAGGACUCACAAGUGAUUUUGUAAAUUUGCAAACACUUAGCCUCAUCAAUUUGGGAUUACAAAGUUUAGAAGGAUUUCCCAAACUCGGAAACUUGCGAAAGCUUGAGUUAAGUGAUAAUAGGAUUUCUGGAGGACUGAAUCAUUUAGCUGGUUGUCCAAACCUUACUCACCUAAGUCUCAGUGGAAACAAAAUUAAGGAUUUUGAUGUGCUAGAUCCAUUGAAAGAUCUCCACUUUUUAAGAAGUCUUGACCUAUUCAACUGUGAAGUGACAAACAAUGAACAGUACAGAGAAAAAGUUUUUGCCAAACUUACACAAAUUACCUAUCUUGAUGGUUUUGAUAGAGAAGAAAAAGAGAUGGAAGAUAUUGACUGUGAAGAGGAUGAUGAUGAAGAUGAUGAUGAAAACGAAGUAGAUGAUGAUGAGGAUGAUGAUGACGAUGAAGGGGAUGAGGAGGUUGGUCUGUCAUACCUGACAAAGAACAUUGAUGAUGAUGAUGAUGAUGAAGAAGAGUUUGAGCCUGGAGAAGAUGGAGAGGAUGAUGAUGAUGACCAAAUUGUUGAAGGUGGUGAGGAUGAUGAUGAUGAUGAGGAUGAAGAUGCACCAGCUGGACAGGAAGAUGGAGAUGAUGAUGAAGAUGAUGAAGAGGGUGAGGAGGAGGAAGAAGGUGAAGAGGAAGGUCCAAGGGGGACAAAAAGGAAACAUGCAGAAGAAGAAGAAGGUGGGGAAGAGGAAGAUGAGGAUGCAUAGUUGAUAUGUUGUUUGGUUGCUGUUAUUGUACAUGUGCAUUUGAAUUUGGUUGAACUUGUGUGUACAUAAAAGGACAAAAGUAUUGAUGGUGGUGUGUGUGUGUGUGUAGGCAAGUGUAAAAAAAAAAAAAAAGGGGUGGCAUCUUUUAUUCUCAUUAACCUGAUGUACAUCAAUUCUCAUUACAUAUACAUUCGUUGAUCAUAAGUUUUUGACUGUUUUUAAGUCUGCAUAUGUGCAUCAUUACUGGUUCGUUCUUUGUCAUGCAUUUGUGUCAAGUUUUGUGCAGGAGAUGAGCACUGCAAUGGAAGUGUAUUUUAGUACUGUAGUUGCUGCUGUACAGAGUUAGUUUUGUGAACUUCAGUUUUUGUACCUGCUUUUAAUUUUCAGUUUAUUCAUGUUCGGUGCUUUACUACUAGACCCUUAAAGUGUUUACUAUGACUUUCUCACUAGAAAAUGAUCAGCUUAGAUUUUCAGAAGCUAGUAAUUCUGCCUUAAUUUUUUCUCAAAACAUUUUGUAUGGAAUUGAGCAGUACUUUAAAAGAAAAGCAAUCCUCUCUUAUAAAGAAAAUUGCAACUGGUACCUGGCUAAUUUUUUUUUAAAUUUUUUUUUGUGCGUAUAUUUUUUUGUUUUAACCAGUUUUCUAGAAGUACACCAUUAUUUUCAUUCAGCAUUUGUUUGUGUUUGAUCACAAUGACCAUUAGUGGCAGCCUGAUUGUUCUGCUGUAGGAUUUAGGUUUUGGCUGCUCCUUUUGUCUGUCUACCUGUGCAGUGUGUUUGAGAGAGAAAGUGCAGAUGAAUGUUUGAUCUCUUGACAUUUUAUUGGUAUGAUUCACCAUCUCUCACACAAUAUUUCAUACAUUCACUGAUUAUUUUGUUCAUUUAAAUUUUUUUUAUGUGAUCCACCAGAAUUAUAUAAUGAAAAAAAAAAUAAUUAAACUUACUUCAUGAUUUGUCAUUCUUACCUUCUGGGAGUCAAAUAAAAAAUUCAUUCAUGACAAGA
Molecule: messenger RNA, 2531 nt
Organism: Biomphalaria glabrata
Lineage: Eukaryota; Metazoa; Mollusca; Gastropoda; Planorbidae
Product: acidic leucine-rich nuclear phosphoprotein 32 family member B-like
Exons: 8
Coding region: 673-1530 (285 amino acids)
Cellular component (GO): nucleus
Molecular function (GO): histone binding
Source: RefSeq, a predicted model, not a curated record